AUGGCUUUUUCAAACGUGUAUGACAAAACGAAGGGAGAGGAAGAGCACAUCCUGCCGCUCCCGGGCAACAGACAAAUCGCCUACGCCCACAAUGGCCCUCCGACCGCCCGGACCGUCGUCCUCUUCUUCUCGGGCCUCAUGAGCGUGGGCACAGCCCGAAGAGUUCCCGAGCCGUGUCGCGAGCUAGGCGCGCACUGGAUCGCGCCCACGCUGCCGGGGAUGGGCCGCUCCAGCACUCGGGACAGAAGCGUCCCUUACCAUGUUUCCCUGGCUAGGGAUAUGACCGCCCUGCUCGCCCACCUCUAUCCGGACGGCGCCUUCGACAGUCUCUACGUCGGCGGAGGCUCGUAUGGCACCGUGCAGGCGCAGAUGCUGUACGGGGCGCCGUACGAGAUCUUCCCCGCCGGCAAGAAGAUUGUCGGGUGCGUCCUGCUCGCGGGCUUCUCCCCGUUCAAGUACCAUGUCGGCUAUGCGCAGACUCUCACCUGGCAGAACUGGUUCUCCGUCGGUCCGCCUUCUCAGAUUGUGCCCUUUCACCUUCUUCAACGGCUCUUCAAGCUCAUCAUUGGGUCUAAGCUGGGAACGGUGGAGGGAGCUCGGUCAUUUCUCCGGCAGACGAUACUCAACAAGAUGGACCGGGAAGAAAGAGCCAUGCUCACAAUUUGGCUGGGUAGAAAUGACCUGACUGAGGAGCAGUUCCUCGAUAAUAUGGCGCGGGGAGUAAUCAGGUGCUGCCAUAAUUGGGAUGGGUUCAUGGAGGUGUCCGAUGUGGUGCAUUCGGACUGGGGGUUCGAGCCUCGUCAGCUUGAUGACGAGCACGCGUCGAAGCCGAUGCUGGUGGUGAGCUCUAUGGAUGACCAUCUGGGAGGAAGCACCAACCAAUGGAUCGUCGAGAACUAUUGGUCUGCAAGUCGCAAGGUGGUGCCUGGAGGACAUAUAUCCUCGUUGUUCUACAUGGACGAAAUCUGGCAAGAAAUCAUAGACCGUAAGUGA
Thyridium curvatum is the source of this 993-nucleotide messenger RNA. RefSeq lists its product as uncharacterized. The record is from RefSeq and is a predicted model, not a curated record. The transcript has a single exon. Bases 1 to 993 code for a protein of 330 amino acids. NCBI's taxonomy places the organism in Eukaryota, Fungi, Ascomycota, Sordariomycetes, Thyridiales, Thyridiaceae.